This is a messenger RNA of Entelurus aequoreus (snake pipefish), 3577 nucleotides long. Its product is annotated as phospholipid phosphatase-related protein type 1-like. The record is from RefSeq and is a predicted model, not a curated record. The transcript has 8 exons. Gene Ontology annotation, molecular function: phosphatidate phosphatase activity. The coding region runs from base 176 to 1150 and encodes 324 amino acids. Lineage: Eukaryota; Metazoa; Chordata; Actinopteri; Syngnathiformes; Syngnathidae. Gene Ontology annotation, biological process: phospholipid metabolic process; signal transduction; phospholipid dephosphorylation.
AGGCACAUGAUCCACGCUGCGUGAUGAUCAUCACAUCCACGCACAGCCGCCAGUGGAAUUGUAGUAGUAGUAGUUCUCUCUCCUUUUCUUUCAUGGAUUCACCUUUUCUCUGGAAUAUUGCUCUGUCCCGUCGCGAGUGAGUCCUGAGAGGGGAAGUCUCCUGGCGGGAGGCAAGAUGGCGUCCAACCACAUCCUGCGCAGUUACUCCAUCAUCCCAUGUUUCAUCUUCGUAGAGCUGGUCAUCAUGUCUGGCACAGUGCUGCUGGCCUACUACAUGGACUGUACCGACCUCUUCAGUGUGCACCUGCAGGGCUUCUUCUGUAACGAUGCAGACCUGAUGAAACCUUACCCUGGGACCGACCAGUCCAGCUUCGUACCGCCCCUCAUCUUGUACUGUGUGCUGGCUGCUGCUCCAACUGCUAUCAUUGUGGUGGGUGAAGUGUCCAUGUACACCAUGAAGUCCACCAGGGAGUCCCUGCUGGCCCAGGAGAAGACCAUCGUCACUGGAGACUGUUGUUACCUCAACCCUCUCAUCCGCCGCAUCAUCCGCUUCAUCGGCGUGUUUGCGUUUGGCCUCUUCGCCACGGACAUCUUUGUCAACGCAGGCCAGGUGGUCACAGGCGGUCUGUCGCCCUACUUCCUGUCAGUGUGCAAACCCAACUACACCGGCACAGAGUGUCGACUCAACCACCAGUUUAUCGUCAACGGCAACAUUUGCACCGGAAACCCCAUCAUUGUGGAGAACGCUCGCCGAUCUUUCCCGUCCAAAGACGCCUCGCUGAGUGUUUACUCUGCUGUUUACCUGACGAUGUACAUUACCAGUACCAUCAAGACCAAGUCCAGCCGCCUGGCCAAGCCCGUGUUGUGUCUGGGCACGCUUUGCUCAGCUUUCCUUACUGGACUCAACCGCGUAUCAGAAUACCGAAACCACUGUUCAGACGUCGUUGCUGGAUUUAUACUUGGAUCGGCGGUCGCACUCUUUCUGGGUGUGUGCGUGGUGAACAACUUCAAAGGCGUCCACGGUGCGGCCGCUAAACAGAAGAGCGAAGACUACCGUGGCCUCCCCCUGAUGACGUUCCCCCGCGUGGAGAGUCCUCUGGAGACCCUCAGUGCACAGAACCACUCGGCGUCAAUGACGGAGGUCACAUGACUAAGGGGGCAGCACCGGGUCACGUUUGCGUCUCCACAGCACUUCCAGACACAAUGACAAGGACGCAUGUGGCGUGGCUUCGAUUGCUUAACAAAAUCAAACACUGAUGUAUUGUCUCCUUCACGCCCGGCCGGGGCAAAGUCCAACAUGUUUGUGAUGGUUGACGUGGGGCUUCGCUAUUCCAAACAAGCACAGAUUGUUUCUCCAUACAAGUCAUUGCCACACGGGAGGUGUUCUGUUUUCAGUUCAACAAUGGUGUUUUUGCACAUUUUUGUAUGAGCGAUGGCUGUAACCCACCUGCACACCUCUGUGUUACAUCACUUCCUGUCAGGUGACUCUCCUCUGUUGUCUCUCUCCUGCGCCCCCAAGUCUGAAAAUGUACAAUUAGCAACGUUGAUGUUGUCAUUCUGUGAUGUUUGUCAUUUGUACAGAAAAAAAAUACAAUUGUUCUUUUUAUGAUGGUUGUGUAUGAAUUGACCUUGUCAGGUCGGAUUUUGUAAAGAUUUUUGUUAAUCUGUUCAAUAACGAUCCUUUUGGACCCGUUUGCCUGCUGUAAACUUUGAUAUGUUUUGGUAUCAUAAUCCUACACACCGAGCGCUGGAUCAUAAAACACAUUCAGCUGCAACUAUCUCCUGUACUGUAUGUGUACAUUACCUCAUCCUGGUCAUCUGCAAAGGUUGAAUCGAGUUAACUGGACUCCUCUUGUUUGUUGGCAAAACAACUCGCUUCCAUGUAAUGAGACCUUCUUUGGGGGAGAUGUCAGCACAUUAGACAAACAGAGAGGUCGUUUGUGGUCGGACAUGACUGCUAAAUGACGGUCGGAUGCCUAAUUGGUGGCAAAACCACUUGUUAGUGACCACUCUUCCCACAGAAUGAGACCGUAUUUGGGGGAGAUGUCAGCACAUUAGACAAACCCAACACACAUCACACAACUCUCCCGCAAAGAUUGUCUCAAUCCAUGGAAAGAGUGGCCACUGACCAGCUGUUUUUCAUUGGUGGCAAAAACUUGAGUGGAAAAUUCUUCACAGUGUGGAAUGAGACCUUCUUUGGGGGAGAUGUCAGCACAUUAGACAAACAGAGAGGUUGUUGUGGUCGGACAUGACUGCUAAAUGACGGUUGGAUGCCUAAUUGGUGGCAAAACCACUUGUUAGUGACCACUCUUCCCACAGAAUCAGACCGUAUUUGGGGGAGAUGUCAGCACAUUAGACAAACCCAACACACAUCACACAACUCUCCCGCAAAGAUUGUCUCAAUCCAUGGAAAGAGUGGCCACUGACCAGCUGUUUUUCAUUGGUGGCAAAAACUUGAGUGGACAUUCUUCACAGUGUGGAAUGAGACCUUCUUUGGGGGAGAUGUCAGCACAUUAGACAAACAGAGAGGUCGUUUGUGGUCGGACAUGACUGCUAAAUGACGGUCGGAUGCCUAAUUGGUGGCAAAACCACUUGUUAGUGACCACUCUUCCAUGGAAUGAGACCGUAUUUGGGGGAGAUGUCAGCACAUUAGACAAACAGAGAGGUCGAUUGUGGUCGGACAUGACUGCUAAAUGACGGUCGGAUGCAUAGAUUGUCUCAAUCCAUGGAAAGAGUGGCCAUUGACCAGCUAUUUUUCAAUGGUGGCAAAAACAUGAGUGGACAUUCUUCAUCGUGUGGAAUGAGACAUUCUUUGGGGAGGUGUCAGGACGUUAGACAAACAAAUCCCUCCUUCAUAGAUUGUCUCAUUCAACAGGAAGUGUGGCCACUGACAAGCUUUUUCACCAUCAAGAAAACUCAUUUGUGGACUUGUCAGUGGACAUUCUUAAGAGAUGUCAGCACAAACAAAUCUCUCCCGCAAAGAUUGUCUCGUUCCAUAGGAAGAGUGGCCAAAGAUGAUCUGUUUUGGCGAAAACAACUUGUUAUUGGCCGUUCUUCCUCGAGAGAGACAUGCAUUUUGUCUAAUGUCUUGACAUCUCUGCCCCAAAUAUUGUAUCAUUCCACACUAGCAAGUGAGCAGUCUUCCCAGAGAGACAUCAGACAAACACAUUUCUCCUCUACAUGAUGUCUCGUUACACACUAAUAAAAAUGGCCACUUACAAGUUGUUUUUAUUUCAUGUCCUGACAUCUUUUGCCACAAAUUGUCUCAUUCCAUGGGAUAAGUAGCCACUAACCAAUUGGUUAUACACCUUGCUAAUCACUCUUAUCAUGGAAUGAGACAAUCUUUAGUGAGGAGAUGUUUCUUUAACGUGUUAACAUCUCUUUCUCAUAUAUUGUCUCGUUCCACACUAGUAAGAAUGACCACUAACGAGCUGUUUUGCCACCAAUGAGUUAUUCACCUUCCUGGUGGCAUGAUAGCUUGUCAGUGGACACUCCUGUGGAGUAAGACAUUGUUCGGGGGGAGGGGGAUUCAUUUGAUUAAUGUCCUAACAUCUCUCCCCCAAAAAAGGUCUCAUUC